Molecule: messenger RNA, 1993 nt
Organism: Lemur catta (Ring-tailed lemur)
Lineage: Eukaryota; Metazoa; Chordata; Mammalia; Primates; Lemuridae
Gene: SNAP47
Product: synaptosome associated protein 47
Exons: 6
Coding region: 199-1461 (420 amino acids)
Biological process (GO): synaptic vesicle priming; exocytosis; synaptic vesicle fusion to presynaptic active zone membrane
Cellular component (GO): plasma membrane; SNARE complex
Molecular function (GO): SNAP receptor activity; syntaxin binding
Source: RefSeq, a predicted model, not a curated record
AGAGCGGGGCGGUGGGGUGCGGUGGGCCUGUGACCGAGCCCUUCCCGCUCGCCCUCGGCGCAGUCUGCUCGCUGUGGCUGACACGAGAAACUUGAUGCACCUGUGCUAGGCUCCUGCACCCAGCGCGAGACCUCUCGGUCAGUUUUGAAGAGGCAGAAGUGCUGGUCUGGCCCUCGGCACGGACCCGCCCAGGAGCAGAUGAGCAGGGACGUCUGCAUCAUCCACACGUGGCCGUGCACCUACUACGCAGAGCUCGAGAAGCGAUGGGUGCCAGGAAGACUGUCCUUGCUGCCGCUGGCACUCAGAUUCGUGGCUGACAACACAGGAGAGAUUCUUGUUGGCUUUCCCCUGUCCAGCAUAGCCGAGAUCAAGAAGGAGGCCUCGCACUUCGUCUUCAGCUCCCUCACCGUCCUGGAGAAGGGUGGCGCCAAGCACUGGUUUGGCUCCCUGCGGCCAAGUCGGAAUGUGGUCUUCAGCGUCAUCGAGCACUUCUGGAGAGAGCUGUUGCUGUCGCAGCCCGGAGCCACGGCUGGGGCGCCUGCCCCCAGGCCCCGGGGGGAGGAGCUCACGGCCCUGAUGGCUGGCUCCCAGAGGCGCCUGGAGGACACGGCCAGAGUCCUUCACCACCAGGGCCAGCAGCUGGAUGGCGUCAUGAGGGGCCUGGACAAGAUGGAGUCAGACCUGGAGGUGGCUGACAGAUUGCUGACGGAACUGGAAUCUCCGAGUUGGUGGCCCUUCAGCUCUAAGCUUUGGAAGACGCCGCCAGAAACAAAGCCCAGGGAAGGUGCCUUGGCGGCCAGUUGUGAACCUUUUGGAAAGGAAGGGAUAGUGACCACAAUUCCUGCCAUUAUUUCCCAAAGGACAGAGUCUCGUGUCAGGCCAGGGAGGCUCACCGUCCUUGUCUCUGGGUUAGAAAUCCAUGACUCCGAUUCUUCGCUCAUGCACAGGUUUGAAAGAGAAGACGUGGAUGACAUUAAGGUCUACUCACCUUAUGAAAUUAGCAUCCGCCAGCGGUUCAUUGGAAAGCCAGAUGUGGCUUACCGUGUGAUAUCCGCCAAGCUGCCAGAGGCCAUCCCCAUUUUAGAAAUGCAGUUCAGCAAGAAGAUCGAGUUGUUGGAAGACGCCUCGAUGCUCAGCAGCAUGAAAGCUUCUCCCGCUGCGGAGAAGAGCACCUCGGUCUGGCACGCAGCGUCCGGGCUGAUGGGCUACACCGUGCACCGAGAGCCGCCCUCGGGGGACCAGGAGGGCAGGCCACCGCAGCUGCAGAUGAGCCAGCCACUCUUCUCUGAGGGGGAAGCCAAGGAACUGGCCCAGAUCCUGAGGAGGAUGAAGGGGCUGGCCCUGGGUGCUGAGACGGAGCUGGAGAGGCAGGACGAGGCCCUGGACGGCAUGGCCACGGCCGUGGACCGGGCGACCCUGACCAUCGAUAAGCACAACCGGCGGAUGAGGAAGCUGAUGUAGAGCUGCCUUCCUCCCACAGGCCUGCCCCGGGUUCCUGUCUCUGCCCCGCACAUGCCCCCAAGAUCAAGGCCUGGAAGGUGGUGCUCUUGUGACGCCCCAAGGGAGGUAUCGCCUGACUCGGGGCCUGAGACCAUGGGGCUGUGCGCCCCAGCUCAGCGGCUGCUCUGCCCAGCGGAGCCGUGGCAGCCCGGCCCAGCGCGGAGGCUGCGUCUUCCUUCCACUGUUUCUGUGAGCGUGAGAGGAAGAUGUCAGUCACGAGGUCUCCCUGCAGGUGUCUGCAGGAUGUUCUGUGAGCAGGGCGGGGUCCGGAACCCAGGACAGCCCCACGGCCUCCAGGGCACAGGCCCGCCCGCCACAGUCACCUCGUCCUGCGUAUUUGCUCAUUGCCAUGUUUUUGACCAAAAGUGAGAACAGCAUGACUGUACCUUUAAAAAAAAGUGUUGAUUUUGCUUUCAUGGCUUUAUUUCCAUCCAGAAAUAAAAGGGAAGUGCUAGUUUUAGAAUUUUCCUUAAAGAUGCAUGUUAGUGUUCCC